This is a messenger RNA of Durusdinium trenchii, 699 nucleotides long. Lineage: Eukaryota; Dinophyceae; Suessiales; Symbiodiniaceae. The record is from the annotation of a GenBank genome assembly.
AGGCAGUGAUGCUUCCUUUAGUCGGACAAAUCUUCAUCUCAGUGAGGUGGCUUCAUGAUUUGGGUGUGGCCCAUCGAGACUUAUCGCUGGAGAACAUUCUUCUAACUGAUGCAGAAGGUGGGCAACAGAUCAAGCUCAUUGACUUUGGGAUGGCCACCGUGAACCGAACCUGCAAGAAGGAGGUUCGAGGAAAACAAUCCUAUCAAGCUCCGGAGAUGCACACUUCGGAUCCCUACGAUGCCUUCUUGGCCGAUGAGUUUGCUUUGGGUGUCUCAAUUUUUGCAAUGGCGGUGCAGGAUUAUCCUUGGACUUCAACCAAGAAAGGUUCGUGUCAGCUUUUCGAGUACAUCUCAACGUUUGGUUUGAUGAAAUUUCUGAAGAAGAGGAAGUUGAGGAAAGGUACUGAACAUCUUUCAGAGGUGAUGAGUGCUGAGUUGACCCAGCUCAUCGAUUGCAUGCUCCAGUUGGAUGCCUCCAAUCGGCUCUCCUUGGGCGAAGCCUGCUUCAGCGGCGAGGCUCGUAGAAGCGUUUGGGACGAGCUUUGGAUCCAAUCCUUUCAAGGACCCUAGCUGAACGGCUUCUCUCCCUCCUUCGCGCUUUGGCUUUGCAGUCCGGAAUCUCUCUUCGGUUUUUUAAAGAAGAGAAAGACUUCAGGAGAAGUCAAAUGGAUAAAUAUAUUCGAAAACAAAAUUGAGAGCC